Molecule: messenger RNA, 492 nt
Organism: Hansenula anomala
Lineage: Eukaryota; Fungi; Ascomycota; Saccharomycetes; Phaffomycetales; Wickerhamomycetaceae
Gene: AIM11
Product: Aim11p
Exons: 2
Coding region: 1-492 (163 amino acids)
Cellular component (GO): mitochondrion
Source: RefSeq, a predicted model, not a curated record
AUGUCAGCGUUCAAGCAAGGUUUAGAGCUGCCGAAGGCAGUCAUUGAAAGAAAUGAAGAAUAUCGUCAAAGAAGAAGAAAACAAAUGAUUUUCUUUUUCGCUACUACAGCUGUCACACUUGUCUCUUCAAGAUUGGCAUAUAGAGGUGUUCAAACUAGAAGAUAUGUUCCUGGGUUAUUCAAUGCUAAUCAUGUCCCACCCCCAUUUUCAUUCCAUAGAGAUGCUAUAUCAGCCAUUGCUUAUUCAUCAGUAUUGGCUACUUCAUCUUUUGCCAUGGCUAUUGCUGGUGUUUCUUGGACUUGGGAUGUUUCAACUGUUAAAGAAUUCACAUACAAGUUGAAAACAAAGCUUGGUGGUGAUGAGAAAGAAAAAGAAUUGAGUGAAGCUAAGUUGGAUGAAGAAUCUCUAUCUUUACAAGAUGCGAUCAACUCUUUUUUGAAUGGUGAAGGUUUUGAAGAGGAAGAAGCAACAAAACUAGCUGACAGUAAAUAA